GCAGGGCCGGGCCGGGCCGGGCCGCCCGGGGCCGCCGCGGGCGCGGCCAUGUGGGCGCUGCGGGCGCUGUGCCUGGCCGGGCUGGGGGCGGCCAUCGGCGGCGGAGCGGCGGAUCAGUGCAGCUGGAGGGGCAGCGGGCUGUCACAGGAGGCUGGCAGCGUGGAGCAGCUGUCCCUGCACUGUGCCGAGGGCUCGCUGGAAUGGCUGUACCCCACGGGCGCCCUUCGCCUCCGCCUGGCCCCCCGCCUGCCCCCCACCAGCGCCGCCGUCAAGGGCGGGAGCCCCCCGCACGUCACCGCCUGCGUCAAACCCUCCGGGACCUUCCGGGGGGCUCAGCUCUACCUGGAGAGGGAGGGGGUGCUGGAGCUGCUGCUGCCGGAAGCCCCCCGGCCCCGCGCCCGCUGUUUCAGCUGGCUGCCCCAGGAGAAGGUGGCUCUGUUCCUGCAGGCCACCCCGCACCCCGACAUCAGCCGCCGCAUCGCCGCCUUCCGCUACGAGCUGCGGGGGGACUGGCUGGCCCGGCCGGCGCUGCCCGCCGCCAGCCCCAGCGCUGAAGGUGCGUGCCGGCCGUGCAAUGACACCGAGAUCCUGAUGGCCAUUUGCACUAGUGACUUUGUGAUCCGCGGCAGCAUCCGCAGCGUGUCCAACGACGCCGAGCUGCAGGAAUCCGUCAUCGGGGUGCCCUACCAGCCCUCCAGCCCCCAGCAGGUGGCCAACGCGCUGGCCCUGCUGCGGGGCCGUGCCGGGAAGACCGUGGAUCUGGGAUCCGGAGAUGGACGGCUCGUGCUGGAGGCUCACAGGCAGGGGCUGAGGCCAGCCCUGGGCUAUGAGCUCAACCCCUGGCUGCUGUGCCUGGCCAACUACCGUGCCUGGAAGGCUGGGUGCCACAGGGAUGUCUCCUUCCUGAAGAAGGAUCUGUGGAAGGUGGAUCUUUCUGACUGCCACAACGUGAUCGUGUUCCUGGCCCCCAGCGUGAAACCUCCCUUGGCCACCAAGCUGCUGGCAGAGCUGCCCGACGACGCCCGGGUGGUGGCCGGGCGCUUCCCCUUCCCCUGCUGGACCCCCAGCAGCAGCCUGGGGCAGGGCCUGGAGCAGGUCUGGGCCUAUGACAUGAAGGAGGUGCGGAGAGAGGUGCAGGGCAGAGCCCAGGGAAGCCAGGUCUGAGCCCAGCCUCCUUAAGCUUGGUUUAACACCAGCCUCGCUAAGCCUGGCUUAAUGGUCAGAGCCACCCCAGCCCUUGGCUCAGCUCAGGACAGAAGUGCUUGGCCAGUAUUUGUCCUGGGGACUUGCAGGGGGGCAGUCCUUCAUGUUUCCAGAAUGUGAGCAAAGCAAGGGAGGAGAAAAUUAAACCUAGAAAUCCUGGGGUUAAAGCAGGAUUUAAGGGAUAAAGCUCCAGUGCCUCAUUUUGGAUGAUCUCUAUUUUAUUUCUAUUUAAUUUUUAAAAAUAAAGUUUUGGUUGAUUGCUC
Molecule: messenger RNA, 1466 nt
Organism: Oenanthe melanoleuca
Lineage: Eukaryota; Metazoa; Chordata; Aves; Passeriformes; Muscicapidae
Product: meteorin-like
Exons: 8
Coding region: 49-1164 (371 amino acids)
Biological process (GO): glial cell differentiation; positive regulation of axonogenesis
Molecular function (GO): hormone activity
Source: RefSeq, a predicted model, not a curated record